Messenger RNA from Nothoprocta perdicaria, 2717 nucleotides. RefSeq names its product elongation factor for RNA polymerase II (gene ELL). NCBI's taxonomy places the organism in Eukaryota, Metazoa, Chordata, Aves, Tinamiformes, Tinamidae. Gene Ontology annotation, molecular function: cis-regulatory region sequence-specific DNA binding. The coding region runs from base 1 to 1815 and encodes 604 amino acids. Gene Ontology annotation, cellular component: transcription elongation factor complex. Gene Ontology annotation, biological process: positive regulation of transcription elongation by RNA polymerase II; transcription elongation by RNA polymerase II; snRNA transcription by RNA polymerase II. The transcript has 12 exons. The record is from RefSeq and is a predicted model, not a curated record.
AUGGCGGCGCUGCAGGCGGAGCGCGGGUACGGGCUGUCGUGCGGCCGCCUCGGCCGCGGCACCCGCGUCUCCGUCUUCCACGUGAAGCUCACGGAGAGCGCGCUGCGCGCCUUCGAGAGCUACCAGGCCUGCAAGGAUGCUGUGACAUCAAAGCCAGUAAUCCAGUUCCAAGGAAGCCAAGGGCACAUCGCRAUUCCGAGGCCCGACCGCCCGGCCGAGGUGCGCACCUUCACCUUCUACCUGUCAAAUAUCGGCAAGGACAGCCCCCAGGGGAGCUUCGACUGCAUCCAGCAGUACGUGGCUGGCAAUGGCAAUAUCCACCUGGACUGCCUUGGGAGCAUACAGGAUAAAAUCACCGUGUGCGCUACGGAUGAUUCCUACCAGAAGGCGAGGCAAAGCAUGGCGCAGGCGGAGGAGGAAACGCGCAGCCGCAGCGCCAUAGUCAUCAAACCUGGCGGCAGAUACGUCGGCAAAAAGGUUCAGGUGCGAAAACCUGCGCCGGGAGCCGCCGAUGCCGUUCCCUCCAGGAAGCGCCCAACGCCCGUCAACCUGGCCAGUGCAAUAAAGAGAGGCAAUAGUGCGAUUUCUCAGAGACCCUUCAAAGACAGGGUGGUGCACUUACUGGCACUAAAGCCUUACAAGAAACCCGAGCUUAUUCUCAGAUUGCAGAAGGACGGACUUUGUCAGCAGGACAAGGAUUUGCUGGACAACCUCCUGCAACAGGUGGCAAAUUUGAGCGCCAAGGACAGCACUUUCACACUGAAAGACACUGUAUACAAGGAAGUGCAGAAGGACUGGCCGGGCUACUCUGAAGGAGAUCAGCAGUUGCUGAAGAGGAUCCUUGUUCGGAAACUCUGUCAGCCGCAGAACAGCAGCAGCUUCCAAGCAGAAGCGCCUUCCCUGAGCCCGCCUGAAGACACCRUGAACUCCAGCUCCCCGCCGCAGAAACGAUCCCAGCCUCUGGAGUUCAUYGAUCCGCUCGCCAACAAGAAGCCGAGGAUUUCGCACCUGGCCCAYCGCACCCCGGCCACCUUCAACGGGAAGCUGAGCGCGGCCAACGGGAAGGACGCGGGCGCCGCGGCCGCGCUGCCCGCCGAGUCCGUGAGCUCCAGCUCCGGCCUCCCGGCCUUGGAGCUGCCGAGGCCGCACGACCCCCUCUCGGAUGUCAGCAACGACCCGGCUCACAACGGCAGAGACUGUGAGAACCCCGCGCCCGCCGACAGGCUCGCCCACCCCUUGCCCACAGACUGUCCCCAGACCAGCAAACACAACUGCGGCGCGCACGUAAAAAGCAAGAAAAAAUCCAAAAAGCACAAAGACAAAGAGAGGAAGGAGAAGAAGGGCGACGAGAAGUGCAAAGAGGAGAAACAGGACUGUGAAGUAAUAAAAAAUGCUGACUUAGUUAGUGUUCCCCAGGAUGUCACAGGUUUAAAUGGAACAUGCAAUAACUCUAGUGUACCAACAUCGACUUCAGAAAUGCCAGAUUAUUUAUUAAAAUAUGCAGCCAUUUCCUCUUUGGAGCAGCGUCAGAGUUACAAAAACGACUUCAACGCAGAAUACAAUGAGUACAGAGACUUGCACGCCCGGAUAGAGAGGAUAACUGGACGGUUCACGCAGUUAGACUCCCAGCUGAAACAACUUUUGCAAGGCUCUGAAGAAUAUAAGACGAUCCAUGAUCAAAUUCUACAGGAAUAUCGGAAAAUUAAAAAAACCAAUCCCAAUUACAGCCAAGAGAAGAACCGCUGCGAAUACCUCCACAACAAACUGGCCCACAUUAAAAAACUCAUAGCAGAGUACGACCAACAGCAGUUUUAGCUGGUGCUAAUCCGGACUGGGUAGGGCAAAAAAGGAGAGAAAAAAAAAAAAAAAAAAAAAAAAGAAAAAAAAAAUCACCCGGAUGUUACGUUCCCUUUUCUACAGCUGGUUCCCUUUCAGCGACGAGCGUUAAUUCUCGUGCUCGGAAGAACUUGGGGAUGGCUUCCGAUGCCGAAGAAAUCCAGCGCCGGAGCCAGGUAGCAGCCCCGCGCCCGGCGCGACCCUCUCCAGCUUUAGCCUCCCGGAACGUCGGAAUGUAACGAGGGAAAACCUGCUUAUUUGAAGCCAGCGUUCGACACGCGAGGGAAAACUUAUCCUAAGGCGAACGAAGCUCCCAGAGGUUCAGAAAUGGUAGUUGUCAUGGAUUCAAAGUYUGGCAUGAAGUAGAAUCCCCCCUGACCCGGCCCCGCGGGGUUGCAAAUUGGCCUUGGAAUGGUGAGGAACUGGAAUGCUGCUAGGUUACCUCCUCCUGUGGCACCUGCGACUGUUCGUGUGCGCUGCACCCRCCACGUCCCCCGAGCUCUCCCCGUUGGCUCCCGCUUUUGUCGCCUCCACUUUGUGCCCRGGAACGGCCCGGGAAUGGCCCGGGAAUGCGCGCGGAGCCGGCGCCAAGGAGGGUUUUUACCCGCUCGCCGCGGCCGCCUCUCCAGCUGCUUGCGUUGCCCUCCGUGCUCCGAUGCUGGGAAGACUGAGACCUGUCUGUCUUUGACUUUUAUAAUUUUAUAUACCAAGGCAGCCAAUUUUAUUAAUUGCUAAUGAGACGAUGGUCUAUUUUUGUAUAAAAAAAAGAAAAAAAAAAAGCAUCUUUUUUCUAAAACUGUGCCUCCCUUUUCCUUUCAGGCCAAGUGUUUGAGAACCUUUCCUGUCUUACAGUUGCAGUAUUACUAAAGCUCGUUGGAUAG